AUGGCUGCGGGGGCGGGCCCUGUGCACGGACCGCGCCGGACGUGCGUCAUCCCCGCCGCCGCCGGGAGAGGGACGGGAUCAGGGAAGAGGGUGCGGAGGCCCGCCCUCGCCAGAGAGCAUCGCGCCAGGCGGGUGAGUCGCGACACAGCGCCCGCACCGCGGCCCGGCCGCCCCCUCACGCCCCCCGCCCCUGCCGGCCGCGGCCCCGCCCCGCCCCGCGCCCCCAUUGGCCGGCGCGGUCACGUGAGCGGGGCCGCCCGGAGGGUCGGGGGCGCGCGGGGGCGGCCGGCGGCGACAGGCGGCGACAGCGGCGGCCCCGGCGGCGCGCCCGGCAUGGAGGGCCCGGAGCUGGGCAGAUACUACGCGUAUCUUCAGCAAGCUCAAGCGUUUUACUCGUUUCCGUUCCACCAGAUGAUGACUGCAGUGCCCAGCAUGGAAAUGAUGACUGAGCAGCCGACUCUAGAGGGCAUUCCAGAGCCAAACGUUGCUCAGGAGCCUCCGAAAGAAGUUAAAAAAGGGGGAAGGAAAAGAAAAGCCAAAGCAACUGAGCCAAAGCAACCCAAAAAGCCUGCUGCUAAAAAAGAAAAACCAGCCAAGUCAAAAGGCAAACAAGAAAAGAUCACAGAUACUUUUAAAGUCAAAAGAAAAGUGGACCGUUUUAAUGGUGUAUCUGAAGCUGAACUUCUGACCAAGACUUUGCCUGAUAUUUUGACCUUUGAUCUGGACAUCGUGAUAAUUGGCAUAAACCCUGGCCUGAUGGCAGCUUACAAAGGACAUCAUUACCCAGGACCUGGAAACCAUUUUUGGAAGUGUCUGUUCAUGUCUGGUCUAAGUAAUGAACAGCUGAACCACAUGGAUGACCACACCUUGCCACAUAAAUAUGGGAUUGGAUUUACAAACAUGGUUGAAAGGACAACACCUGGAAGCAAAGACCUCUCCAGCAAAGAAUUUCGGGAAGGAGGGCGAAUUCUGAUGCAGAAGCUACAGAAGUAUAAACCUCGUAUAGCAGCUUUUAAUGGAAAAUGUAUUUAUGAAAUUUUUAGUAAAGAAGUUUUUGGAAUUAGAGUUAAGAACUUGGAAUUUGGGCUGCAGCCACACAAAGUGCCAGAUACAGAAACUCUCUGCUACGUUAUGCCAUCAUCCAGUGCAAGAUGUGCUCAGUUUCCUCGAGCACAAGAUAAAGUUCAUUAUUACAUUAAGCUGAAAGACUUAAGGGAUCAACUGAAAGGCAUUGCACCCAACACGGAGGUCCAGGAGGUGCAGUACACGUUUGACUUGCAACUUGCACAAGAGGAUGCUAAAAAGAUGGCUGUCAAAGAAGAAAAGUAUGACCCAGGCUAUGAAGCAGCGUAUGGAGGAGCUUACUGUGACCGUGCACCGUAUGACCCUGAGCAGUGCAGCCUGUCUUCAAAUGGAGCUGCAGGGAGCAGCGCGCAGUUCUGCGAAGGGGCGUCCUUCGGCGGCGUUCCCAACGGACAGUGGGUGGCACAGCCCUUUGCAGAGCAGAUUCCAGGCUUCAGCACCAGCGUGACACCGGAGGAGGAGGGGAGCAGCGCGUAGGA
Messenger RNA from Prinia subflava (tawny-flanked prinia), 1562 nucleotides. It is a transcript of the gene TDG, whose product is annotated as thymine DNA glycosylase. Gene Ontology annotation, molecular function: pyrimidine-specific mismatch base pair DNA N-glycosylase activity; uracil DNA N-glycosylase activity. Bases 1 to 1560 code for a protein of 519 amino acids. Gene Ontology annotation, biological process: base-excision repair, AP site formation. NCBI's taxonomy places the organism in Eukaryota, Metazoa, Chordata, Aves, Passeriformes, Cisticolidae. Gene Ontology annotation, cellular component: nucleus. The transcript has 10 exons. The record is from RefSeq and is a predicted model, not a curated record.